UAUCUUGACUAUCUUUCAACAGCUACAGUACAAGUAAUGGAAGCAUCAAAUCAAACAUCUUCAGGAAGAUUCAUCCUCCUUGGCAUGGCCAAUGUCCUGUAUCUCCAGGUCAUCUGCUUUAUUACAUUCUUAAUGAUGUAUAUGAUAACACUGUCAGCGAAUGUUCUACUGAUCAUUGUUGUAUUAACUAACUCAAAGCUACACACUCCCAUGUAUUUUUUCUUGAGUAAUCUCUCCGUGAUUGACAUUUGCUUCUCCUCCACCGUCGUUCCUAAAAUUCUAGAAAAUAUUUUAUCCAAGGAUAGAAGUAUUUCUCUUGUGGGAUGUGCACUUCAAAUGUAUUUCCAUAUGUCCUUGGGAGCUACAGAGUGUGUCAUUCUUGCUGUCAUGGCCUAUGAUCGUUUUGCAGCCAUUUGUAGACCAUUGCACUACCAAACGAUUAUUAACAAGAAGAUAUGUGUUUGUUUAGCUUCUAUAUCAUGGGGUGGGUGCUUUGCUUUUGGCAUCAUUCAUACACCUCUCACUUUUCAAUUGCCCUUUUGCAAAUCCCAUCACGUUAACCACUUCUUCUGCGAGAUGCCUCCUUUCUUUCAACUCUCCUGCAAAGAUACUCGUCUUAAUGAAAUUGUCAUGUACGUUGCGGCACUUAUCAUUAUGCUGUGUGCUUUCUGCUUGACGUUAAUUUCAUAUGUUCACAUCAUCUACACCAUCUGCAAGAUCCAGUCAUCAGAAGGGAGAGAAAAAGCUUUCUCGACAUGUUCAUCCCACCUCACUGUUGUAUCUGUGUUCUAUGGGACUGUUAUCUUUAUGUACAUGAAACCUCGCUCUGUAUACUCUCCUGAAAUAGGCAAGACCAUGUCUAUUAUAUAUACAGCAGUGACCCCAAUGUUGAACCCCAUCAUCUACGGCAUGAAGAACAAGGAUGUUAAAGACACAAUCAAAAUUAAGCUUUCUAGUCAAACCAAAAAAUAA
Hyla sarda is the source of this 972-nucleotide messenger RNA. RefSeq names its product olfactory receptor 5V1-like. Lineage: Eukaryota; Metazoa; Chordata; Amphibia; Anura; Hylidae. The transcript has a single exon. Gene Ontology annotation, molecular function: olfactory receptor activity; G protein-coupled receptor activity. The record is from RefSeq and is a predicted model, not a curated record. Gene Ontology annotation, cellular component: membrane. The coding region runs from base 37 to 972 and encodes 311 amino acids. Gene Ontology annotation, biological process: G protein-coupled receptor signaling pathway.